Messenger RNA from Mixia osmundae IAM 14324, 2466 nucleotides. RefSeq lists its product as uncharacterized. The transcript has 3 exons. Lineage: Eukaryota; Fungi; Basidiomycota; Mixiomycetes; Mixiales; Mixiaceae. Bases 1 to 2430 code for a protein of 809 amino acids. The record is from RefSeq and is a predicted model, not a curated record. Gene Ontology annotation, cellular component: cytoplasm.
AUGUCGCUCGCAGGCGCACUCACCACGACCGGUGCGACGACAAGAAGAGGUCACAGGCACCGCGAAGGUAGUGCUACGGCAUCGCAAGAGUCUGACGCUCAGGUCAGACCCUAUAGAUCAUCGACAGGACGGUCUCGACCGACGUUCUCCGCAUUGACGGCAACAAAGACAGCAGGCCAGCUGGUCUCGUCGUCACAGUCCAACGGACAUGAGCCAGCCAACAAGAACAUCACAAUGACGUCCGAGAGACUGCAACAGACCAAUAGACCAGGUCUGACGCACUUCACGCCUGCACGGAGUCGACAGACUUCGUCAGGAUCCACCGACACAAGUUCAUUCACGUCUAGAGGUCAGCAGACGACAGCAGACAUGACUUACAGCUCCUCGAUGGGUGCACAUCCUGCAUCCAUCGAUAUCAGCAUCCGACCAGAGCCUUCGAGGCAGAUGAGCAACACGUCCUGGGGUCCCAGCAGCCUCGGCGCAGCUGGUGGAUUCCUAGACGACGAUGAACUCUCUAGAUCACUUUCACAACAUCGUCAGUCAGAGGAGCUUGCUCGCUCCUACAAUGCCAACAUCAGACAGACCGAAGAGCUGUCGAGAUCACUCUCUAGACAGCAACAGCUCCAGCAGGAACGGGACCGCUUCCUCAACACCAACUUCUCACCGCCCCCAAGCUCGAUGCACGAGCGCUUGUCGGGGCCCACGUCCACCAAUCUAUCCAACAUGUCGCCCUUCACACGAGACGGCGUGACUCUCGCCGUUGCCGGCUUCACAUAUCCCAACGCACCUCGAAGUACGCUCACAGCCGGUCUGGGCGCAGUUGGGUCUGGCCGAAGAAGACGCGGCGACACACUCACAGGUUUCAGAGGCAACGCACUAGACGAACACGAAGAGAAUGAGCAUUACGUAAACGGGAAUAAGUCAGGAGCGUCUAGUCGUCGACAUUCGGUGUCUGCCUUUGGCAAUGGCUUCACGGUAGCAGAUCCUGCUGCCAAUGGCCGCAGUCAACAUGGGUUUUUCUCUUCAGAACAGGAGGAAGAUCUGACCAGAGGAAGAUCUGGCUACGCUCGGUUACCCGCCGCUGGCUCCAAUUUCUUCGGCGGCAGAGGUGGUCCGACGAUAAGUGACGACGAUCUGGCCUCAGAUCUCAAUAGCUUGCAGCUCAGCCUCGAGGAUCAGGCAGCUCAGCAGCGACGCAGAGAAGGACAAACAGCCUAUUCUGUCAGGCAUGGCGCCCACUCGCUGCCCGGCUACUCUUCGCAUGGCUACCUGCCCGCUUCGCCGCCUUUCUCAUCGAGCCCGAGCAAGCCUUCAGAGACUUCUCGCUCGCCGCCCACAGAGAGCGCCAGCAGAUCGACGUCGCUCUCUCACUCGCAAAUGCGCUCACCUCUUGGGCUGGAGAAGGAGUUGUCCGACAAUCUUAGCAAUCUAGCCUCACCUCACUAUGCAGCCAAAAUCUCGCCCAGCUCGCGCUAUGCCAAUCUGCGAUCAGCUCCAGGUUACGCCGAGCAACAAGACGUGCUGUCUACCUUCAACGCGCCUGUACCGAUCUCGUUCUCGCAAGCAGCCGCAAUGAGGCCCUACAGCUCUGCUACAACCUCACCAAACUAUGGUCAACCUGUGCCUCUUCCAUACACUUCAUCACGUCAGCCAAGCUCUGCACAGCAUCAGCAGCAAAUGUCAUCGCUGCAGCAGCAGCAAGCGUAUCAUCACACAUCUCAGCUCAACAUGGCCAGUAGUCUGGGCUUGGGCGGCGCGAUGGCACUGCCUCAUGAUCCCGAUUACUCUGAUCUUGGCAAAGGCGUGCCAUUGCAUAGUGUACCGCCCAACUCGCUGCUCUACAUCGUCGAGUUCAAGGCAGGCAGGACAGAUCUGUUUUUCCUCGUGCCUUCUUCAAACCAACCGCCCGUCAAGAAAGGCGAGCUCGUCAUCGUCGAGGCCGACAGAGGUCGAGACCUGGGCAGAUGUGUUCAGACCGAGAUCAGCUUGGCAGACGUGCAAGCGUUUCAGAAGAAUCAAGUCGAGCAAGCGCUGGGUCAGCUCGCUUCAGCACAAGUUCCCGGUGUGUCAGCCAUGUCGCCCGAUUCUCAGCCGAAUCCAAACACGAUUGCGAGGAUGACAAAGGAAUUGCAUCCCAAGAAGAUGUUCGGCGUAGCAACGGCUGCAGACAUACAACAGCUCGGCCAGAAAGCUCAAGACGAAGCGAAAGCGCUCGUUGUCGUUCGCGCCAAGGUCGGCCAGAAGGCCUUGCCCAUGACCGUCAAAGAUUGCGAAUGGCAAUUUGACCGCCGACGCUUGACGAUCUAUUUCGUUUCGGAUCGACGGGUAGACUUUAGAGAUCUGAUCAGAGAGCUUUUCAGAUUGUACAAGACCAGGAUCUGGAUGUGUUCCAUAACAGACCCCAUCAUGACACCCAUCUCUGUCCAAUAAUCACACAUCCGUCCGUGUCCGUCGGUGCCGCAAUUU